Suillus fuscotomentosus is the source of this 955-nucleotide messenger RNA. RefSeq lists its product as uncharacterized. The record is from RefSeq and is a predicted model, not a curated record. Gene Ontology annotation, biological process: peptidyl-proline hydroxylation to 4-hydroxy-L-proline. Gene Ontology annotation, molecular function: procollagen-proline 4-dioxygenase activity; iron ion binding; L-ascorbic acid binding. The transcript has 5 exons. Gene Ontology annotation, cellular component: endoplasmic reticulum. Lineage: Eukaryota; Fungi; Basidiomycota; Agaricomycetes; Boletales; Suillaceae. Bases 34 to 738 code for a protein of 234 amino acids.
GCGAUUUAAUGUUCAGGGUUCUGGGCGCCUGACAUGCCGAAGCAAUCGAAAGCAUCAAAGCAAACACCACGCAAGUCUGCAGUGUCGCCAGCUCUUACGUUUCCAGAGAUCCUGCAGAAAGAAACUCUCGAAUGUCGCGUGCUGCUGGAAGACCAGAUUAUCCUUAUAGAUGAGUUUCUCUCUGUUGAAGAGUGUAAACGUUUUGUGAAGUUCAUCGACAACACUCCGUUGGAGUUAACACCUCCCAAGAAGAAAGGGGAAGCUGAGAGGGUCAAUUUUCGUUUUUCUGUGACCUCUACUUCAUUUGCUCAGAAGUUACAUUCCCUUCUGUUACCAUAUCUCCCAUCUUUCCCUCCUCCGGCUUCAGUCAGGCGGCGUCCUCCGCAUGGCGAAAAGCGCUCGCCUCACUCAUGCAACUCAAAUAUUCGCAUGUACAAAUACACGCCGUCGCAGUACUUUGGACCUCACUAUGAUGAUUCUGUCCGUGACCCAGAGACGGAAGCAAAAUCUGAAUGGACAGUACUUGUUUACCUAACUGGAAUCGAGGAUGGAGUCGAAGGUGGUGAGACACUGUUUUACAAGGAUGAGCGGGGGAAAGCACGCGAAACCAUUGUAGCACCUCUAACGCGUGGAACUGUUCUUCUCCAUCGCCACGGAAAUGAAUGCCUACUUCACGAGGGUUCGCUGGUUCGCAAUGGAACUAAGUAUAUCCUCCGCUCAGACCUCAUGUUCAUGUGACGACAAUUAAGUACGAUCGCCAUAUCCUUCACUCUUUUGUACUCGCGAUCUCUGGUAAUCAGGCCUAGGGCUUGGUUGGACUUCUAGGUCAAUUGUCAACUGUCGAUCAAGCUUUAAAUCAUGCAUACCAUCGACCUUGUCACCGCCUUGGUAGUCGGACGAUGUCUCUAUACUUAUUCUCGAAUGUAUCUUGAUGCUUGUACUCAAAACUUGUCCC